GGCUGAGCACAGAGAGGAGGAUGUGAAGGAGCUCAGCAGCUAGCUGCUCCACAGCGUGUCUGAGCAAAAUGAAACAUGGAUGAGGUCUCCGAAAGUUGGGAGGAAGCUGCUGACAGUGGGGAAAUGGAAAAACGGUUAGAAGAGAAACUAAGGAUCAGCCAAAGAGAAAGGGAGUCUAGUAAUAAUUCUCCACGAACUCCAUUGAAGACAACCAUGGUGAUACAGGAUGACUCUCUACCAGCAGCUCCCCCACCUCAGAUACGCAUUUUAAAGCGGCCUGCGAGUAACGGGUCAUUGGGAUCCGCCUUGAAUCAGAACAGGCCCACACCACAGGUGAAGUCUCUGGCCCAGCGUGAGGCAGAGUACGCCGAGGCCAGGAAGAGAAUACUGGGCAGCGCCUGCCCAGAGGAGACGCCUCAGGACAAACCAAACACUGACAGGCCAGGCCGCAAUAACUCUUCACUGCCUUCAGAGGACACCAGAUCAAACAAUCACACUGUCGGGCAGCCAGUCGGCCCAGACGGCACCCAAGGGUUCCGACAGCACAGAUAAGUGGGCCCUUGAGCCACCCAGCCAUUAAGGGGAGAGAGAUCAAGGGCCACCUGAGAGCAAAGACGUCUUAAAACCUCCUCUUUCAGCUAGCAGUCAUUGAGAACUUUCAGGGAGCAAGGAGGUCAAUUGGAAAUGUCCUGCCCUCUCUCCCCACUCCUCCAGUCGGUUUGACACUGUGAUUAUGGACUUCUUCUGGACUCACUGUGAUGAUCCCUUUAAGAGACACCCCUCUCCUUCACCUCUCUCCUCCUUCAGUGCCCAGCAGCGUUUCAGGAGUCCUGUGAGACUGAAGCAAAGACUUAAAGAAAAGGAGGGCAGAGAUGGAAGGAGGAGGAGUGUUGGGCCAUAGCAGAAUGAGAUGAGCUGGUACUUUGGCAGCUGUUUCUCCCCAGCAAUAAUGCCAGGCAUCACCUCUCACACGUUUUCAUACGUUUGUAAGUUUUCACAUUGGCUCACUUAGUUUUUAUCUUUUGUUUUCUCGCUUGUCUUUAAUGAUCUAUAUUACGGGUGCUCUGAUAUCUGUAAGUACAUUGAAUCCCUCAGAUACCACCAGAAACCUUUACAGCACAGCAGUGUUGAAGAUUUUUAAAGAACGCUUAGAAUUCAUAGUUUUUUUAAAGAGGAAACAUAAAAAAAAAGAAGUUUUAAUCUCCCUAGUAAGAGAGCUACAAGUGUUAUCAGUGCACCCCUAAUAUAUAAACUGCCAUUUCUUGUCAAAUCCAAGGGUAAGGGUUAUGUUUGUCAUGUUUUGUUUUUUUUUUAAUCUGAUGUGUUAAUGCUGUUUUUUUUUUUGUUUUGUUUUUUUAUUUUGAUUAUGCUUGUCAGCUGUCUUCCUUGGACUCUCACAUCAUUAUUUUUAUUUAAAACUUAAAGAGAAGAAAAAAGACAAAUGAAUAUGAGAUUGGGAGUCUAAAUCCAAUUUUUAAGUAGCUUUUCUGCCUUUUUGUAUGACAUGGCUGCAGUGUCAGAGCAGUAUUUUAAUGAACCAAAAUCCCUGUUUUAAAGUCAACCCAUGUGUAUACAUCAGUUAAUUAAGAUGUCAUUAUAAGAAGGUGGCGUUAGCAGCAACUCAGCGGAGGGUCAGAUGGCGGAAUGAAUCGACUGCUGUACACCAUGAGCCCCUUCAUCGUGUCUCAACGUCGUCAGCGCUGUGCUCGUCUCUUUGUGUCCUUCCCUGGCGUACAGGAUGUAGGAACUCAGGUGCAAGUGAACCAGACUGAAUGAAUGAAAUGAACAAGGAUUGUAUUUUUCCAGACGGUUUGAUGCUCAAACAGGAAAUGUAUUAAACUUUGGGUUGGCACUUUGUUAUAAACAGUGCUAGACAGAGAGUGCAGUGAAAUGUCACUGAAAAGAUGUCCCAAGAUGAAUGAAUGCCAGUUCUUUUUUAUACUUUGACUGUUGGCAUGUUGGUUGUGUAAUGCAACUGUUGGUCCGCUGUUGAAGUGGAGCAUGGAGACACAGCUGUAUGUGACUACCUGGCUGAUCAGAGCCAUUGUGCCCCAUAGAUCAUACUUUAGUUUUUCACCUUUUUAUUUGUUCAAGCAGAGAAAAGCUCUAAAUAAAGCCAUAUUUAGUGGUGCACAUCGUCAAUAGAAAGGUUCUUGUUACGGCUGAAAUCAGCUUGUGCCUCCUGUAUCACAUCUUAACUUCCUGGUUGUUGAUUUUUAUUACUGUAGUUCAAGAAACUGAAAAUGUCUGAGCGAGACUUCAAAAUACUGUUAGGAGAUUUCAGUUCAGGAAAGCUAGCAAAAGCAGAGCAGGAGAGAGAGAUGUGAGGCUGAGCUCUGAGUGAGAACACAAACUGCCUGUAAAUACUGAUUUAAUAAAAUGAUUUUCAAAAAAACAUUUUUACAUGUUCAUUUCUUAACAUGUAAAAAGUGAGUGCAAGAGUUACCACCUGGCAUUUAUACAUGUCCAUGAGGUACAUGAUUGACUUUGAAAGCACAACGGUGGGUCAAGAGCCAGAGCUGGGGUGGUGGAAUUGAAUACAGCUUACAAGCAAGGGAAGAACACAAGACCCGAUUAUAACCUUGGCCUUCACAAUCUAAUUUAGUUUAUCCUCAAGUCAGAGUGCAAAUUCAUAUAAAGUCAGAGGAAAUCCUUCACAGCAUACUUGAGGGACUUUGUUCAAAAAUAAGGAACAAACAUGAGGCCUAAGUGACCAUAUCCUUUGACCUUCAGAAUAUUAUUUACCCCUUGAGUCAGAGUGGACAUUUGUACAUAGUUAAAAGAAAAUCCCACAAGCAUUCUUGAGAUGUGCUCACAAGAAAUUGAUAAAUAUGAGACUUAGUGACCUUUAUCUUUAACCUACAAAAUCCUAUUACAUCCUGAAGUCAGAAUCAAUGUGAAAGAGGAGAGAAAAUAUUCAGAAAAUAUUCAUGAGGAAGGGAUAAAAAAAUCCCAAUCAACCCUGACCUUGGCUGCUAAAAUAUAAUCAGUUUGUUAAAAAACACACCACCUCUUAAGUUCUCUAGCAAUCUUGUCGAUGAGCAAGGGAUGAGCUGGAUGCCAAAUCCUUGACUAUAGACCUCCAAAAUCAAAUGAAUUUAUCCUAGAAUCAUAGUAGACAUUUUACAGUGUGAACAAUCCCCCAAGCAUUCUUGAGAUACUGCGUUCACAACAAUGGCUAAGAUGGACAAUGCAUGAACUUUGUGCCUCCAGCCUUGGCACUGGCUGACAUGGAGGCAAAAUGAUUCCAUUGAAAAUACCAGACUUUUCCCUAGAAUUUAGGAAGAACUAAGCGUUAUUUUUUUUCCAAAAAGUGAGGUUUCUGCUUCAUGUCAUGGAGCCAGUUUCAUAAAAAGCUGGAACUUUGUGUCAAAUUUAACUUUAAACAGAAGGUGAUGAUUUGCCAAACAUAGAAACUCUGUAGUAAAUUAUGACUAAACCUCCUAAGACCCUGCAUGCACUUAUGAGGGCAAAACUUUUUGGCUUUCCUACAACAAAGUAAUAUUUAAUGCUGAUAAUUUUUUUAAAAUAAUUGUCUGGAAUGUCAAAUGAAGUUAAAGUUUUUUCAUGGAAGUUAAGGGAAAAUGCUUAUGUAU
This is a messenger RNA of Cheilinus undulatus (humphead wrasse), 3596 nucleotides long. It is a transcript of the gene szrd1, whose product is annotated as SUZ RNA binding domain containing 1. The record is from RefSeq and is a predicted model, not a curated record. Bases 76 to 552 code for a protein of 158 amino acids. Lineage: Eukaryota; Metazoa; Chordata; Actinopteri; Labriformes; Labridae. The transcript has 4 exons.